This is a messenger RNA of Meloidogyne enterolobii, 753 nucleotides long. The record is from the annotation of a GenBank genome assembly. NCBI's taxonomy places the organism in Eukaryota, Metazoa, Nematoda, Chromadorea, Rhabditida, Meloidogynidae.
AUGACGUCAAUUAAUUCAACAACACAAAUUAAUUUAACUUGGCUUGCUAUAGACCUAGAGCAGAGCCUUUUAAGCCCGGCCUAUGUGAUUGUCUUGCGUACUGAAAUUGUCUUGUUAUUUACUAUUUUGGUGUUGAUAUUCGAAUUGAUACGACAAUUUUUAAAGAGACGUAUUGCUAUUCAUAUAAAUCUUUUGUUGUUAUUUGUCAGUAUUGUCGUUCUUUAUUCUAUCCAUUCAGCAACACAAUUUGCUACUGUUCUACGUUAUUUCGUUCUUCUUCUUUACUACAAGGAUCCACACGAAUUAUUAGCACCUCUAUGGCUUGUCUCAUUAUUAGUUGGAUCUUUCUAUAUACAAGUAAUAUGUUAUCCUUCGCUACAUUUUUGUGUCAUGCUUGAACGUUUGAGGGCAACAUUGUUUCUAAAUAAAUAUGAAAAUGAGGGAAGAAAAUUGGCAAUUUUUAUGAUAACUAUCACUUGGGCAACUUCAAUCGGUUUUAUGACAUUUAUAAUACUCGAAGCUUUUGCUGAUCCUUCGAUGGAAAUUUUGGGAGCAUUAUAUUUGACAACUAAAAGCACAUCUGAAAUACUAAUUUAUGUAAAUAUUUUGACAACAAUAAUGGUGAUUAUAACAGCAUUCAGUGAUUGGAGAAUCACUAUAAUGAAUAGAAGGAUACAGGAAUCGAGGUCAGUCAAGGGAUUUUUCAGAAAAUUUUUCGUAAAUGAAAAAUAUUUUUUGUUUAAAAAUACAUGA